AUGUCAAUUCCUGGAUUAGGCUCUGAAUCUGCCUAUGAAGACAACUUAAAGCUGAUGCUGAUACCACAGGGAUCAGAAUGGAGAAUUGAAAUCCCAUUUAAGCAAAUUUUAAAGUUCAAAGUAGCAGAGGGUAUCCUAGAAAUCAAUGGUACUGAGUUGCCCAAUAAUGUUGAACUACAGCUAACAGGAACAAAGUGUUGCAUCUAUUCACCAAAACAAGAAUCAAAAAUCGAGUAUAGCUUGGUACAGAACCAUGAGUUGUCGAUGUAUGAAGAUGACGAAUUCGCUGAAUACACAAGCGGCGAGACAAAUAUGAAUUCUGUAUUGAAUUUGCACAUGUAUGUCGAGUCAAGAAGGCAAGUUGCAGCAGAUCAUAAUGUAUCCAAUGAGGAGCCAUCGUUGGGACCACGAGUUAUGCUCUUGGGAGGUAAACAGCUGGGUAAGACGACGCUUGCAAAGACGUUAAUCUCGUAUGCCGUAAAAAUGAAUCAAUCUCCAAUACUCGUCAAUUUGAAUCCGCAAGAUGGUGUAUUUGCAUUACCUGGAUCGAUUUCAGCUACUGCAAUUAGUGACGCUCUAGAUGUUGAGAGUUGCAACGGGUAUGGACUUACCACAACCACAACAGGAGGUAGUCCUACAUCAAAACAACCAAUAGUGAAAAACUAUGGUUUCACUGAGAUCAAGGAGAAUUUAGAUCUUUACAAGUAUCAGAUCUCACAGCUUGGGAUAACUGUGCUAUCGCGAUUGGAACAUGACGCCCGUUGUAGAGAUAGUGGUGUUGUUGUCGACACUCCACCGCUUGGCAUUAAGGAUUUUGAUAUCAUACAGUCAAUAAUCAGUGACUUUAGAAUUGAUUUGAUUGUCGUUUUGGGAAAUGAAAAGUUAACCAUUGAUUUAAAGAAAAAGUUGCUGCAUAAAUCAAACUUGCAAAUUGUCAAGAUAAAUAAACUGCCUGGUGUUGUUGAAGUCAGUGACAAAUUUAUUAGAAUGAGUCAAGAAGUGACAAUAAAAGAGUACUUUAACGGAAAUUACAAGACUAGGCUAUCUCCAUUUAAAACUGAUAUUGAUGCUACGGGCUUACAGAUUUACAAAGGAGUCAAGGAUUCUGUAUCUUUAUCAUUUUUGCCAGCGGGUGACGAUUUCGAACGUGAUGACGAAGGUAAUGACUUGAGCAAAUACUACCUGGCCAUAGAUCCUAGCUCGUCCAAUGUGGACAACUCGAUAAUAGCCGUAACACACCUACAACUGUCCACUCCUGGUAAAGAUCUACUAAACUCAUCAGUAUUGGGCUACAUACACGUCUCGAAAUUCGACGACGAAAAGAAAAAGCUCAAAGUGUUGCUUCCAUUUCCUGGGGUAUUUCCUCGCAAUAUAUUGAUUUCUACAGAUAUAGGAUAUAAUGAAUAG
This is a messenger RNA of Lodderomyces margitis, 1407 nucleotides long. RefSeq names its product cleavage polyadenylation factor subunit. Gene Ontology annotation, biological process: tRNA splicing, via endonucleolytic cleavage and ligation. The record is from RefSeq and is a predicted model, not a curated record. Bases 1 to 1407 code for a protein of 468 amino acids. The transcript has a single exon. Gene Ontology annotation, molecular function: polynucleotide 5'-hydroxyl-kinase activity. Gene Ontology annotation, cellular component: mRNA cleavage factor complex; nucleus. Lineage: Eukaryota; Fungi; Ascomycota; Pichiomycetes; Serinales; Debaryomycetaceae.